Messenger RNA from Microthlaspi erraticum, 987 nucleotides. The record is from the annotation of a GenBank genome assembly. NCBI's taxonomy places the organism in Eukaryota, Viridiplantae, Streptophyta, Magnoliopsida, Brassicales, Brassicaceae.
AUGAAUCCAAAUCUCCUUGAGAAAGACCUAAGAGGUAAUGAAACCAUCAAUGGGUCUGGAAGAUUCGUAGAUGCAAACAACUUCGGAUCUUCACCAAACUCACACUCCAACUUCUCUCUUUCUCGAAAGCAUCCUCACACCAAAUCAGUCUCAGUCUUGGAGUCGGAAGAUGAACAUGAGAAAGAGAGAGGUGAAAACGAAAAUAGUUUCAAAAGGAAGGGCAAAAACGGAACAAAAACAAAAGUCUGCUCAAGAGGACACUGGAGACCAACAGAAGAUGCUAAACUCAAGGAGCUUGUUGCUCAGUUUGGUCCCCAAAACUGGAACUUGAUUGCUCACCACCUUCUUGGUAGAUCAGGCAAGAGUUGUAGAUUGAGAUGGUUUAACCAACUAGAUCCGAGGAUUAACAAGAGAGCGUUCACUGAGGAAGAAGAGUUUAGGCUUUUAACGGCUCACCGAGCCUAUGGCAACAAGUGGGCUUUGAUCUCACGUCUCUUCCCCGGUCGGACCGAUAACGCCGUCAAGAACCAUUGGCACGUCGUCAUGGCUCGACGGACUAGAGAAAAUCAACGACAACAUCAACAACCUCCCCAGGCACUGUCAGGAAACCCUCAAAUGACGGUUUCGUCCUCGUGUCGCUAUAAUCACGGUGAGUUCUUCGGCGGAGUCGCGAAGGGUACUUCCGUCAACGAAGAUGAUGACGAGGACGAGGGUGACGAUGGUUCAGCUGUCUCUACUUGUACUACGGAGCUCUCUCUCACUCUAUCUCCUACGGCUCACCAGCCUCGCUUGUUGAAUCACGAUAAUACCUUUGCAUCAGGUAAAGAUGGUCAGUGUGCGCAGAGGGCAGAAGUAAAUGGCAAAUAUGGUAAAAAGAUGGACCAUCAAAGUCACCACACAAUUACAGUCAGUGAGAGGAAGGUGGAGAUGAAGAUGCUGAAGAGUGGCUUUUACUUCUUUGAUUUUCUUGGAGUUGGAGCUUCUUGA